CCUUCAUGUGUCCAGACCGACUGCGUUACCAGGCCUGUCUGUCUACCUGUACAGCCCAGUCCUGCUCCAACCACGACUUUGACCACGACCCUGAGCAGUGUACAGGCCUGACAGAGGGAUGUGUUUGUCCUGAGGGCACUCUGCUCCAUCGACCCUACUCUGCCCUCUGCAUCCCCCCUGAGAAGUGUGCCUGUACGGACAGUUCGGGUGUACCCCGUGCUCCUGGCGAGGUGUGGAAGGCGUCUAAAGAUGGCUGCUGUAUGUAUCGCUGUGACAACGACAGUAUCGUUCCCGUGGAGUAUAACUGCUCUGCCGUGUCUCAGCCGCUCUGCCGCAGGGCCGGGGAAGUGGUCAUCGGUCUGGCAGACGACACCUCCUGCUGCCCACAGAGAGCCUGCGUUUGUAACCAGACCCUGUGUGACAUCUUCCCCCCGGAGUGUCAGUAUGGAGAGAAGCUGGUGUCUUACUUCAGAGAGGACUCCUGCUGUCCAGACUACGUCUGUGAGUGUGACCCAGAGCGCUGUGAGUCAGACAUCCCAGCCUGUAGAGAGGACCAGACCCUCAUCGCCACCAGGGCUGAUGGCAGCUGCUGCCUGGCACACAUCUGUAUGUGUGGUUCCUGUUUGGAGGUGGUUCCAAACUGCCAGGAUGGAGAGGUGUUGACGGUGGACGCCAACAGUACAGACCUCUGCUGUCCUGUCUACCACUGUGAUACCACUGCUGUCCCCUGCACACCUGCGUGGAUUGGAUGUAUGGAUGUAACCAGAUCCAGACUGACGGGAUGUGUGGUCAUUGUAUUUGUGAACCCUGCAGGUAAAGAAGAUGGGAAGUCCUGUCAGAAGGUGACAGUAAGGAUGACGAUACGGAAGAACGACUGUCGCAGUAACAGACCGGUCAACAUAGUGUCAUGUGACGGGAAGUGUCCGUCGGCCAGUAUUUACAACUACAACAUCAACACGUACGCCAGGUUCUGUAAGUGCUGCCGUGAGAUGGGGCUGCAGAGGCGCUCCGUGCAGCUCUACUGCAGUGGCAACUCCACGUGGGUCAACUACUCUAUACAGGAACCCACCGACUGCUCCUGCCAAUGGUCUUAGUGG
Oncorhynchus keta (chum salmon) is the source of this 1097-nucleotide messenger RNA. RefSeq names its product otogelin-like protein. The record is from RefSeq and is a predicted model, not a curated record. The annotation marks the transcript as partial. The transcript has 11 exons. NCBI's taxonomy places the organism in Eukaryota, Metazoa, Chordata, Actinopteri, Salmoniformes, Salmonidae. Gene Ontology annotation, cellular component: extracellular matrix.